This is a messenger RNA of Branchiostoma floridae (Florida lancelet), 3284 nucleotides long. Its product is annotated as hemicentin-1-like. Gene Ontology annotation, biological process: cell-cell adhesion. The record is from RefSeq and is a predicted model, not a curated record. The transcript is spliced from 8 exons. Gene Ontology annotation, cellular component: cell-cell junction. Gene Ontology annotation, molecular function: cell adhesion molecule binding. The coding region runs from base 980 to 2563 and encodes 527 amino acids. Lineage: Eukaryota; Metazoa; Chordata; Leptocardii; Amphioxiformes; Branchiostomatidae.
AGCUCAAUUUCAUUGACAGUCAGGCACGUAACUACGAAUACAUCCGACACUAACGACUGUUUCUUACAUUUCCUAAUUUACAAUUCAGUGACAAGUUGCCAUGAAUAGCUUGAUGAGCAUAACGACAGUGCAGGGAAUCUAGCUGCGCCAAAUGUUCCUGGUUGAUUGCACCUGUGUGCGUCACAUCGUCUUCAGGAAUCUAUACACUUGGCAAUAGUUGCGAUUUGGUUUUCAGGGCUGUUCUUCACUAAAUUGCUCCCUUCCCUCUUGUGUAGUCAUUGAAACUAUCUGGUAAUGCCUUUCAGUCUUUCCAAAGUGGUUAAUAUUGACGUUGGCCACAGAAGCACAUCUGGAAAGCAUUACACAUAACGCUAAGAGCGCAUCGAAAGCGGACCAAAUGGAAAAGUACUCCUACGUCCGGGGGCCAAGUACGUAGAACUGACCAUCACACGGGCGCCAUACGUGGAUCGUGUAAUCUGGUGCAGAUCCUUACUGUACAUCAGUAAUUGUUUUGGCCUCCGGCUGUUCAGUGAAGUGGCAAUGGACAGGAGUUGGAUGGAAUAGAAGUGUUGACCAGGCAAAUGCGUUUGGAAGCAUCGGCACGGAAGAGCUUUUCAUCGAUCCACCAUGAUAUCUGAUAAGUACUGUCAGACUCGUCAUAGUAAUGGGAAUAUGGUCCCUGUUAGUCGUGUCAGGGCGUCAUUGUCAGUGCGCUGAACUGGAAGCGGAUGACAACUCCAGGCCGCAAAGCCUAUUUGACCUAAGCUGCAGCAUACCGUAAGCCAAUACCUCUCAUUGGCUGGGAGGCUUAGACAACCUUUGGGGAGGACGGGCUAAGCCCUGGAGUAUACACACGUGAUAAUAUUGACAACGUCUGAUUGCUCUAUGAACUCAGCCUGUCAGUGAUCAGCUCGGCAGGAACAGGAGAGGCUAGCUGUACCCACCGAAGAGCUGAAACCUGCUACCGAGGACUUGAAAUAUGCUCGUUCAUAUUUCAAGGGCACAUUCGAUUUUCCACCGACCAUCUGUUUUCGUUGCCGUGAUCUGUAUGUGGGCGAUUCUCUUCGAGGGCUGUCUGUCACAGGAAGGCAUCGGGUUUACCCUACCAAGAGGAGUGCAGACGACCCUGGGGGACCCCGUGACUCUCGCGGCAUCCUAUUCUACAAACUACGCCGUCAUCUCCGUCACGUGGUACAAGGUCCACGAGAGCGAGACUUCCUCAGAUAAAAGAACUACCGUGUUCUCGUAUGUUCCUCUGGCAAAUAUCAAGAAGGCCUAUGGGGACUACAAAGGAAGGGCUCAACUUGUCGGAAUGGCGUCUCUGCGGAUAGACCCGACAAGACUGGAGGAUGAGGGGACCUAUUCACUCUCCAUCAUGACGGACCAACUUGGGAACGAAGAAAAGUUCAUCCGUUUAGAUUUGUUUGUGCCACCCAAGUUGGAAGUGGGCCCGUCCAAUCCUUACGUCACAACCCUUGGCACGACAGUCACAUUGACAUGCAAAGUCAAGAAAGCCAAGCCGAACGUAUCGUCUCUUCAUUGGGAGAAAGAUGGUGGUCGGAUAGAAACCAGCGGGCUAUCCGGGAAGUAUUCAGGAGGAAAUAAAGAGAAGCCGUCAUUGACUAUACGUCACGUGACCAGAGCAGAUUCGGGGUUGUAUUCCUGUCUUGUGCAGCACGUGACCCGACCGGCUCUGGCCAGCAUACAUCUGGAGGUCCUUUAUCCAGCGUCUAUUAUCAGUAUUUCAAACCUGGCUGAGGUCAGCGUCGAGAAUCACGUGACAUUUCAGUGCGUCGCGGACGGAAACCCGCCACCAAACAUCACGUGGUCAAGAGGAGGACGACUUCUCCCUUCAAAUGUCUACUCCUUGUCACGUGACGUGCGCACCAGCUCAUUGGUCCUGAAUGACGUCAAUGUGAACGACAGUGGAAUCUAUACCUGUAGUGCGAGCAACGGUGUUGGGAAAGUUGGGAGACGGACAACACAGUUAGUUGUUUUAGUUCCAGAAAAACGAACGACAUCCGCAACAUUUUCCACAGUGGCCACGGUAAUCGGGUCCUCAGCGGCGGUUCUCUGGUUGAUCAUCUGCGUAUCCCUGGUCAUGUUCCUUGUGAAACGGCACCGCAGACAGGGAGAAGAGAGGAAGAAAUUCUCAUCACUGUACAACAUCGGUCUAGCGGGGACAACGUCACCGAGUGAAGCCGAUGAAAAGAAAACAAACGUGUGUAAAGAAACACCGGACAUGCCAAAUGAUACACAAUCGCCAAGUAGAGAAAUAGCAACAACAAGAGGAACCAAACGAACUGACAGGAGAUGUGCCAAGGUUCUUUACGACUACAAACCACGAGAGGACAAUGAGCUGAGGCUUGAAAUCGGAGACAUUGUCGAGAUUCUAGAAGGAGAAGAAGGAACCUGGUGCCUGGGGUAUCUCAGAGGCCGGAUGGGGCUGUUCCCUUCCAACUACGUGCGCUUCGUCCCUAUAACUGAGGUAUCACCGUCAACGUCACUUUACAUUCAUUGUAUCUCAGAAGACAAUGGCAAAUCAGUGAAGGACCAUCUAUAGUUUCGAGUGUGCGAGUGACUUCUUGGAGGUACAUGCUGACAUCUGCAGAACUUCCUUUGUAACGAUUGCAGAGAUUUCAUGGACGUUAAAAGACUGCACUAUUUUUGUGAGGUCUGUCAUACAUAUGUUAAUACGGAUCGAAGCAUGUCUGAAAUCAUUGCGGGCUUUGAUGAAUAUUCCGAAAGUUACGUCUAACGUCUGACCUUCGACAACUAAAUAUUCUGAAGGGUUUGCAGUCCUCAUUUUUACAGAUUUUAUUUUUAUCAAGGGUCUUUUUCUAGAAAUUUACAUAAAAGCUGGGCGAGAGGAAGUUCGAUCUCCAUACUUCACAAGCAAUAUAUUUAGUGAGAUUGGUCCAGAAGGGAAGUCAGAAAGGAAAAAAAAGGCUUGAUUGCGACAUGUGAUCUUUACAAAUCACCAUAAUUCGAAAAUGUGUACAUGACAUUGUGUAGCUCGUUACGAUAGAUACAGAUUUAUCCUUCAAAAACACUUAACAUAUACAACAUACGAGGUGCCCUUACUGGUACCUCUGUAACAUUUAUGAACUUGAUAAUCUCACACUCAAAGCCUACUUUGUUCCUACAGUGUAACAAUGAUUUUCCCCUUCUUUCUUCUCAGAAGUUUUUUUUGUAGCUUGAGGCUUAAUCGUACUGGAAAAUCGUAAGAUAAAUGUGAUGUUACGAGAACACAAAAUAAAGACCAUGGAUUUAUACUAAUGUAA